UUCUUCUUCUUCUUCUUCUUCCCCAAAUCUCUGUUUCUCUCUCUUAAAAUCUAACCCCCUGAGAUUUGAAGCUUAAUCCUGAAUCGGACGAUGGAUCUGGCGCCGGAGGAGCUUCAAUUCCUAUCCAUCCCGGACAUUCUCCGAGAAUCAACAGCAAUCCCAAAACAGUCGCCGAAAACAUUCUACCUGAUAACCCUAACCCUAAUCUUCCCCCUCUCCUUCGCCAUCCUCGCCCACUCUCUCUUCACCCAGCCGCUCCUCAACCAGCUCCAAGGCCCAUCCACCGACCCGGCCCAGCUCCACCACAAAUGGACCCUCCUCCUCCUCUUCCAAUUCUUCUACCUCAUCUUCCUCUUCGCCUUCUCCCUCCUCUCCACCGCCGCCGUCGUCUUCACCGCCGCCUCCCUCUACACCUCCAAGCCCGUCUCCUUCUCCAACACCCUCUCCGCCAUCCCCAAAGUCUUCCGCCGCCUCUUCAUCACUUUCCUCUGGGUCACUCUCCUCAUGGUCGCCUACAACCUCCUCUUCCUCGCCUUCCUCGUCCUCCUCAUCGUCGCCAUCGACUCCCAGAACCCCCUCCUCCUCCUCUUCUCCGGCCUCGCCGUCUUCCUCCUCUUCCUCGUCGUCCACGUCUACAUCACCGCCCUCUGGCACCUCGCCAGCGUCGUCUCCGUCCUCGAGCCCGUCUACGGCUUCGCCGCCAUGAAGAAGAGCUAUGAAUUAAUGAAGGGCAAGACCGGCAUGGCGUUCGUCUUAGUUUUCGGCUACCUGACCUGCUGCGGCAUCAUUGGAGGGGUCUUCGGGGCGGUGGUAGUGCACGGCAGUGAUUACGGCGUUUUCGUGAGGAUUGUCGUCGGCGGGUUCCUCGUCGGGCUUUUGGUGAUUGUCAACUUGGUGGGGCUGUUGCUGCAGAGUGUGUUUUACUACGUAUGCAAGAGCUACCAUCAUCAGGGGAUCGACAAGAGUGCUUUGCAUGAUCAUCUCGGAGGGUAUCUCGGCGAGUAUGUGCCGCUUAAGAGCAGCAUUCAGAUGGAGAAUUUGGAUGCCUGAUAAA
Argentina anserina (silverweed cinquefoil) is the source of this 1054-nucleotide messenger RNA. RefSeq lists its product as uncharacterized. The transcript has a single exon. Lineage: Eukaryota; Viridiplantae; Streptophyta; Magnoliopsida; Rosales; Rosaceae. The record is from RefSeq and is a predicted model, not a curated record. The coding region runs from base 91 to 1050 and encodes 319 amino acids.